This is a messenger RNA of Callorhinus ursinus (northern fur seal), 972 nucleotides long. It is a transcript of the gene DEGS2, whose product is annotated as delta 4-desaturase, sphingolipid 2. Gene Ontology annotation, molecular function: sphingolipid delta-4 desaturase activity. Gene Ontology annotation, biological process: ceramide biosynthetic process; sphinganine metabolic process. Lineage: Eukaryota; Metazoa; Chordata; Mammalia; Carnivora; Otariidae. The record is from RefSeq and is a predicted model, not a curated record. Gene Ontology annotation, cellular component: membrane.
AUGGGUAACCGCGCGGGCCGCACCGACUUCGAGUGGGUCUACACCGACCAGCCGCACACGCAGCGGCGCAAAGAGAUGCUCGCCAAGUACCCGGCCCUCAAGGCCCUGAUGCGGCCGGACCCUCGGCUCAAGUGGACGGUGCUGGGGCUGGUGCUGGUGCAGCUGCUGGCCUGCCGGCUGGCGCGGGACCUGCCGUGGCGCUGGCUGCUCUUCUGGGCCUACGCCUUCGGCGGCUGCAUCAACCACGCGCUGACACUGGCCAUCCACGACAUCUCGCACAACGCGGCCUUCGGCUCGGGCCGCGCGGGGCACAACCGCUGGCUCGCCGUGUUCGCCAACCUGCCCGUGGGCCUGCCCUAUGCCGCCUCCUUCAAGAAGUACCACGUGGACCACCACCGCUACCUGGGUGGCCACGGGCUGGACGUGGACGUGCCCACGCGCCUGGAGGGCUGGCUCUUCUGCACGCCGGCGCGCAAGCUGCUCUGGCUGCUGCUGCAGCCCUUCUUCUACUCGCUGCGGCCGCUCUGCGUGCACCCCAAGGCCGUGACCCGCAUGGAGGUGCUCAACGCCCUGGUGCAGCUGGCCGCCGACGCCGCCCUCUUCACCCUGUGGGGGCUCAAGCCCGUGGUCUACCUGCUGGCCAGCUCCCUGCUGGGCCUCGGCCUGCACCCCAUCUCGGGCCACUUCGUGGCCGAGCACUACAUGUUCGUCAAGGGCCACGAGACGUACUCCUACUACGGGCCCCUCAACUGGAUCACCUUCAACGCGGGCUACCACGUGGAGCACCACGACUUCCCCAGCAUCCCGGGCUGCAACCUGCCCCUGGUGAGGAAGAUUGCUCCCGAGUACUACGACCACCUGCCUCAGCACCACUCGUGGGUGAAGGUGCUCUGGGAUUUCGUGCUCAAGGACUCCCUGGGGCCCUACGCCAGGGUGAAGCGGGUGUGCAGGCUGGCCGAGGACGGUCUGUGA